Messenger RNA from Ciona intestinalis (vase tunicate), 1350 nucleotides. The record is from RefSeq and is a predicted model, not a curated record. Lineage: Eukaryota; Metazoa; Chordata; Ascidiacea; Phlebobranchia; Cionidae.
AGUGAAAGAUUGAUUUCAAUAGGAAGUUAAUACUAUGAAGAUACAAAGUAUUGAAACUAUUGGUUUGUUGCUCUUAUUAUGGAAGGGAAUUCAUAAGUUGACACACGAAGUGUAGGUGUUUGAAACUCUUUGGAGAAUUAACGCCGGGAAUUGUUUUAAGUUUUGGAAAACGUAAAGCAAGAUUCUGAAAAACCGUGGGUAAAAAGAAUUUUUGGGAGGUAUUAUGGGACUCAGAGAGAAGGAGAGAGCUGCGGGUCUCGGAAAAAUAUUUUUUAAAUAUUUAACUCCUAAAGAAUGUGACACAAUCAUUAAAGAUUUGGUGAAACAGAAACUGGUUUGUGAAGAUCAUGGGAAGCGAUCUAAAAAUGCUGUGGAAAAGUUAGCAACGCUUCUCAACAAAAGUGAGGAGAAAUGGGACAAAGCUUUGAUUGCAGUUAUCAAAAAAUUAGGCAAGGAAAAGCUUUCUAAAGUUAUCAGGACUUACCUGAAAUCUGAUGACAAUGAUGCUCUGGUAUGGCUGGUACAAAACUGGCCGUCAGCAAACUCUAUUUAUGAAGUUUUGUGGAUUCUACCUGACAUACCCCCAACUGAUGACAAUCCAUGGCUUGAAGUUGCAUGGAAGCUUUGUGUUCAAAAUCAUUCUAUGUUGUACGAUCUUUGUGUGUUGUAUUUGUAUCACAACACUAGUAAUCAUGUAGCAGGGAAUUACUACCCAACCUUUGAGAAGUUGAAGUUCAUGCAAGACAUGAUCGCAAACUCAUUAACCCCUGGUGGCUGCAAAGAUUUGGUUCAAAAACUGUAUGAAAAAGAAUAUAUUACUAAAGAUAAAAAUAAAAAAAUACAAAACUGUAAAACAAACAAAGAGAUGAUGGAAGCUUUAUCUAAACAUUUGAAGAAAGGCAAACCUCACUUCCAGGCAGCUCUAAAUACAGCUAUACAAAGCCAAGGUGUGGAUCACCUUAGCCAAGUUGUGGAAGGAUGUUUUUCAAGUAAAAAUAAAAUUUGUUUGCUCUGGAUCGCCACCCAGUGGGAAGUGUUGUUUGCUAAUAAAGGCAUCGUUUAUAAUGUCACAACCAAGCGUGGUGUUGAACAUAUUUCCAAUCUCGAAAAAUCUGGAAGCUUCUGGUUGCUUCACAUUUUGCUGCGACUACGAACCAUGGAUGCAAAUUUGGCACGAAAGUUUGUAAAGGAGCUCUUAAUGAAUAUGAAGCAGUUUGUGGUGGAUUUUGGAGUUAAUCUUUCAUCAACAACAUCAACAACAUCAACACCUAUCAACAAGCAACAACAUCAACACCUUCUUCAACAAGAUCAAGCACGCCGUUGAACACACCUUCUACAACGUCGAGCAAG